AGUGACGUCGUUUCAAACUCGCCUUAUCAUCCACCUCCGCCGAUCCGAUUUUUUGAAAAAUACGAACUUAACAAAACCAUUUGGCGAGUUCCUAAGCGGUACGAUAGCUUGUCUCCCGUUGGCACUGGAGCUUAUGGAAGCGUGUGCGCUGCCAUUGACACAGUAACGAACGAGAAAAUUGCUAUCAAGAAACUUUCGAGACCGUUUCAAAGCCCCGUUCAUGCUAAACGAACUUACAGGGAACUGAAGCUUCUGAGGCACAUGACACAUGAAAAUGUACUAUCGUUGUUUGUUUUUAUUAACCGGCCUUUUCUAACUGAAGCAUACUUCGUAUCAUCCCUUAUGGGUUCAGAUUUGCGAAAUAUCCUCAGAAUUCAACGUUUGACUGAUGAUCACGUGCAGUUUUUAGUGUAUCAGAUUCUGCGGGGGUUGAAAUACAUUCAUUCAGCCGGCGUCAUACAUCGGGAUCUGAAGCCAAGUAACAUCGCCGUCAACGAAGACUGUGAGUUGAAGAUCCUUGACUUCGGCUUGGCACGGCAAACAGAUGAUGAAAUGACCGGAUAUGUCGCCACACGAUGGUACCGCGCACCGGAGAUUAUGCUGAAUUGGAUGCAUUAUAAUCAAACUGUUGACAUAUGGUCCGUUGGUUGCAUAAUGGCAGAAAUGCUCACUGGUUCCCCUUUGUUUCCUGGCAGCGAUCACAUCGAUCAGUUGACUCGUACUAUGGAUGUGGUUGGUACUCCUAGUGACGAAGUCUUGCAGAAGAUGCAGUCUGAAGAAGCGCGUUGCUACAUUAUGAGUUUACCGAAGCACAUGAAGAAGGAUUUCAGUACGCUG
This is a messenger RNA of Soboliphyme baturini, 837 nucleotides long. Lineage: Eukaryota; Metazoa; Nematoda; Enoplea; Dioctophymatida; Soboliphymatidae. The record is from the annotation of a GenBank genome assembly.